Rhinocladiella mackenziei CBS 650.93 is the source of this 1830-nucleotide messenger RNA. RefSeq lists its product as uncharacterized. The record is from RefSeq and is a predicted model, not a curated record. Lineage: Eukaryota; Fungi; Ascomycota; Eurotiomycetes; Chaetothyriales; Herpotrichiellaceae. Bases 1 to 1830 code for a protein of 609 amino acids. The transcript is spliced from 2 exons.
AUGAUCAGUAAAGGCCCGAUUCGAAUUGGAAAUGUUUCCGGUGCAACGGGUGACAUGCCCACCGCCAUGGCUCGAAUGGUGGCUGAAGACAAUAUCGAUGUGAUUACUGGUGAUUGGCUCUCUGAAAUGAAUAUCGCCUGGAAUGCAAUCACGAAGAGGGACAAUCCAGACCUCGGUUACGAAAAUGGCUUCUUCGUGCAGCUUGAAGAAUGCCUCGAUGACAUUGUGGCCAAAGGUAUCAAGGUCAUCACGAACGCAGGAGCAUUGAAUACUCUAUCUUUGACGCGGAAGGUACGAGAUCUUGUCACAGCGAAAGGUCAUGAUUCGGUCAUAGUGGCUGCUGUACUUGGAGACGACAUUUCAGACCUUCUAGGGGAUUCAGAGCGCCGGAAAGACUUGUCCUUCCCACACUUGGAUCACAUUGAGCAGACUUUGGACGGUUGGGAGCUGGAGCCCUUUUGCGGAAACGCUUAUAUCGGCUGCCGGGGAAUAGUUGAGGCUCUGAACUCCGGAGCAAGUAUCGUGAUCUGUGGACGUUGCACUGAUGCUUCUCCUGUCAUGGGCGCGGCUGCGUGGCAUUUCGGAUGGAAUGUGGAAGAGCAGUACAACGAGCUGGCGGGAGCAUUGCUUGCCGGGCAUCUGAUUGAAUGCGGCGCCUACGUCGUGGGGGCUAACUUCUCUGGUUUCAAGGACUUUCUGGACGAGUUGGUAGAUAUGGCCUUUCCCAUUGCCGAGAUCGAUGUUCAGGGGAGAUGUGUGAUCACCAAGACAUCAACCGGAGGUGGUCACGUUACGCCCGAAACGGUGAAGGCUCAGACUUUGUAUGAAUUGCAAGGCCAUCUCUACCUCAACCCAGACGUUGUGGCAGAUCUUUCUCUGAUCCAAAUCGAAGCGGAAGAAGACUCGGAAGAUCGAGUUCGAGUGUCGGGGGUUGUUGGUCUUCCACCUCCACCGACCACCAAAGUCAUGUUCGCCGCGCCGGGAGGAUAUCAAGCUGAAGCUACCUUUUUCAUAAACGGACUUGAUGUCGAGGCGAAAGCUCGAAUGAUGAAGAGGCAACUGGAAUACGUCUUCAAGAAGAGCAAUUUUAGCAAGUUGAGUAUCGAACUGUACGGGUCCGAAGUCGAAAACCCUGAGAGCCAGCAGGCCGGAACUGUACAAUUGCGAGUUUUUGUGCAGGCUCGAAAAAGGGAAGAUAUCUCGGCGCGCAAUUUCAAGACUCCGAUAUAUGCUCUGAGAAUGCAAAGCUAUCCAGGAUACCACAUGAACCUUGAUUUCAGGACAAUGGAGCCCAAGCCAUUCAUGGAAAUAUUUCCCGCGAUCAUUCCCCUUUCUGCUGUCCAGCAUCGGAUUGAUGUCGGAGACGGGAGAAUCAUCGAAAUCUCACCGCCAACCAAGACAGCAGAAUAUCCAACACCCAGGCCCUCAUACGAGACGCAAGACCCGAUCGAUGUGACCUCGCUUGGGCCCAUGGUCAAGGCUCCGCUUGGUAGCAUUGUGCACGCCCGAUCGGGCGAUAAAGCCGAUAAUUCCAAUAUUGGCUUCUUCGUUCGACACGAGGAUGAAUAUCCGUGGUUGAGGACCCUGUUAACGGUGGAGAGACUCAAGUCACUAUUCGGCCAAGACUGGUUUAAAUGCAAUCCUUUCCGGCGAGUCGAGCGAGUCGAAUUCCCCAACAUUCUCGCGGUACAUUUUCGAGUUCUUGACAACCUGAAUGGUGGUAUAGCAUCCUCCGAUCGUAUAGAUGGUCUGGGUAAGGGAAUUGGCGAAUACCUCCGGAGCAAGCAUGUAGACAUCCCUGCCAAAUUUUUGGAGCGGGGUCGCAUUUAG